GCCCUUUCUUACUGAGUGUCAUUUGAGUUUUACCCCUCCUCCCAUGUGAAAAAAGUCGUGGCCAUUUUUAUGUAGACUAAGCCAGCUCAACGCUUGUUUCCGCAGAGUUAUUGAUGGAAUCUGCGAAUUAACGUCACGGUUCAUUUCUGCAGGGAACCUUCAAGCUAGGAUUUCCUCUGUGGGUAUAUGCCAUGAGUCAUGAAGAACAAACUGCUGAACGGGCAGUUUUGUCCUGGGCCAGGUUUGCCUCAGCGGGACAGACUGCCCUUAUAGAAGCAUUGCGAGUGUUUAACCCUAUAUCAAAGGAUAUGUCUGACACUGAGCAACAGAUGGUGUCUUUUCUGCAGGAACUCCGUGAGGAAGGUCACAAACCCACAGUUCUGAAAAGCAAGGAUGUGUAUGGGUACAGAUCCUGCACGACAGAGCCUCUCACAUCAGAAGCUAUUGCUAGAGCUCAGUGCAAGAUGUCAAAGCCGUCUAAAAAGAGAGGCCGCAAACCUCUAGUAAAAAAGAAAGAAGUAAACUAUGCGCUGCUAAGCUCAGCGGCCAAGGUCAUUCUGAAAAACCAACCCAAGAUCUUGCUAACAAACCUUUCAGUCGAUGCUCUUAAGCACACAGUGAACUGCAGAGAACAUCUUCGGAUGGGAAUACCUUCUCAGACUCAAUGCCUAAAGCUGACAAAUAUACAGGGGUUGUCAGGAGGCCCCACUGCCAGACUGCAGAUCCACCUGGACACUUACACAAUGGCUCGAUCUACUAUUUGUCCCCCUAGUUUGUCAGGCAUUCCUUGUCAGCCUUUGAGGACAACAGGCCAACCCACAACAGUUGUAGCUUUGAACAACAGACAUGUGCAAUCCCGACCUAUGAGGACUGACAUGACUCUCAUUGGAGAUUCUGCUCCCUUCAUUGUUCAGAAUGGCAUUCAUUUGAAAGAAAACCAUAAUUGCAAAACGGUCAGUAAUGACCUAGAUUGGAGGACCAAGAAGUCUGUGAAGAUCAUCGGAUGUCAUGAGUGUGUGCCUGGGUCCCACUCUUUGUUGACAAACAAUUGUGAACUUGGGCAGACUGAUAAUAGUCUCCUCUGGAAAGUUAUCAAAGUGGAUGACUCAUUCACAGAUGAAGAGGUCAGGAGGAAGGCACAACAAAUUUUUCAAGUUAAUUUGUCACCAGUUAUACAGAUUCAACCGCUCAUUGUCCAUCCUGUAUAGAACAGUAACUAUAGCAUCUAUUUUGUUUUCUUGGCUGUGCUCAUGGCCAUCAUUGUGAAAAUACAUUAUAAAGUGACAUUGCAAAGAAAAGGCAUGUACUCUGGUGAGCUCUACUGCUGAUAAGAAUUCAAGGAGGGAUUGAAGAUUUUUUGCCAGGCAGUGUGCAGAGCAUCCUUGAUUCCCUCAUUCCCUUGUAAAAAUGGAUGACUGUUAAUAUGAAGUCAAUAAGGUUUGAGAGGGUUUGGUGUGUACUACUGACAAAAAGUGAUAUACUUUUGUUUCUUUUGUGUCAAAGGGAGUUCUUCUUAGCUGUUCUAUGCCACUCAAUUGCCCUGUAGGCCACUCCAUUUUGUAUGAUAUUUGGCUAUUUAUACAUAAUCUUCCUAUUGGUUUGUUGAUUGGAAGCACUUUCAUAUUAAGUUGAUUUUAGCUCAUCUUUAACUGCCUUACAGUUUUGAUUUGGAAAAACUUUAUUUUUUUAAGCCUAAAUUUUCAUCUGCAUUAUAGAGUUAGAAAAGAGGCCUGUUUUUUUGUUGUUUUUGGUCUGUUUCAGUUGACACCACCCUUUGUCUCCCACAGAUGUGAUCUUGUUUGUGUCUAUAAUCAUGUAGAUGCAAAGUGUGACGACUGUCCUCUUACAGCUUACAACAACAAAUUAAAUGUGAUUUUUCUUUUUUUUGUGCCAACAUGCUCUUAAUUGUUAAUAAUUCAGUUUCUUUCAUUGGUUAUUUGGUCUAUGAUGCAUUUAAAGAUUGUAGUAGAGUUAAAUGGCAGCAUCAUUGCUGAAUAAUUUGAACAUCUGCUUAACUUAUGUAUAUACACAGUUUAGAAUAGGAGGAGUCUAGGGUCUUCUGCAAGGAAAAGGAAACCCUUUGUUGAAAAUGGCAUGUCUACAAAAAGCAUUUUCACCAAUAAAUUACUUGGAAUUACUAUAAGACACAUUCGGGAACUUGUGGAGACAAAAACAUUCAUGCUCAGUUAAUUUGGCUUAUACGAUCUUGUAUUUGCUUUUCUGUGGCUGAAGACGAACACUUGUUAUGAGUUUUUAAUUGGCAGUGUAUGUCUACGUACGCAAACACCACAGAAUGGUUCAGACCUUUUUUUGCCAGGGAUGAACUCGUUUUAGUUAUUUUCUGUAGCUAUUUAUUUCUAGGAAGGACAUGUAUGAACAUUUGACACUGGUGAAACAUUAAAUUUGCUCAAAGCUCUUUAACAGUGUAUUAUUGAAUAGUACAUUUCUGAAAAAGAAUCUUAAUUCUUCCCUAUUGAUCGUUUCUGCUCAUCUCCCACACAGUCUCAUAGUUGAGUCUGUGAGAACAUUAUGAUGAACUUGUCAGUGUUGUAUUUGUUUUAAGUGUUCAGAGACUAAUUAAAAUUCAUAUGAAAAUGUU
Molecule: messenger RNA, 2599 nt
Organism: Sardina pilchardus (European sardine)
Lineage: Eukaryota; Metazoa; Chordata; Actinopteri; Clupeiformes; Clupeidae
Gene: ccdc71
Product: coiled-coil domain containing 71
Exons: 2
Coding region: 192-1208 (338 amino acids)
Source: RefSeq, a predicted model, not a curated record